UCAUUUGGUUACCGAAUAAAACUUUCUGCCAACUUUACGAUCUAAAUUACGAACUGACAUAAUAGAAAGAACUAAAAGCGACAUGGAAAACUGCAAACUAAGAGACUACAUCACUCAAGGAGAUGGACAAAAAAUGAUCACGCCACAGGAAUGUCUGCAGAUGAAACGUGACCUGGAGGAGCAGAAGGAUAACACCGAUUUCGAGGUUAGUUCCGUGGCCCUCUGCAUGAUGAUAACUCUACUGCUUUUUGGGAUCUGCCUCUGGAUCUGGCUCAUAUCCUGGAGCUGUUUCUUUGGCCAAAACUUGGAGAAAGAUGGGAAAAAGGAAGAGAAAAAAGGAAAGAAAAAAGAAGAGAAAGAACAAAGACUUUCGGGGGGUAAAAGUUACAGGUCUCAAAGUAAGGAAGUUCGCUCAACGAACAGAUCUAACACCGAAAACUCGGGCGUUAGCAUUCAAUCGCGGCUCUUGAAAAACUGUAAUCCUUAUUUUGAGUGCGAUCGCAUCUCACAACCGAGAUCAUCUCGACAAGAGGGCCAAACUUCACCCACAGCUGAAUCACCAUCGACCAACGGCACCACCGCCUCCAGUAUGGGAAAGGAGAGCCCUAAGCCUGCCAAGAAGUACAAGAUACAAUGGACCAAAUUCCUCAAGCUCGGUCGCAGAGAAAAAUCGAAUAACUGAGGCAGGAAACGGUGCACGAAAUAUGUAUUUAUAAUGAUUUUAACAGUGUAAAAAACGAAUUAAUAAAGAAGUAAGAUUAUUAAACAUUA
Molecule: messenger RNA, 771 nt
Organism: Drosophila kikkawai
Lineage: Eukaryota; Metazoa; Arthropoda; Insecta; Diptera; Drosophilidae
Source: RefSeq, a predicted model, not a curated record